UUUCAUACGCAUACAGCAUUAAGCAUUCACAGUCUUUGUGCUCUCCGCCCCUCUCUUCUUGAUCAAUAAACUCUCUCAGAUCUAAACUCCAUCUAUCAAAUGGCUACUUUCACUGCUUCUUCACUUUCAUUCACCUCUCUUUCAAUCUCCCUUGACCAGAACAAGGGACUUGCCCGUGGUUCAGUUUCCCUUCCUGCUAAAGCCAAGUCUUUUGGUGCACUUACGCUACGCAGUGCACCAAUGCGCUUCAGAGUGUCAUGCGCUGCUAAGCCUGAGACAGUGGAGAAGGUCUGUGAGAUUGUGAAGAAACAACUGGCACUCCCCGCUACUACUGAAGUUUCCGGAGACUCCAAAUUUGCAGCACUUGGAGCUGAUUCUCUUGAUACGGUUGAGAUUGUGAUGGGGCUAGAGGAAGAGUUUGGGAUCAGCGUGGAAGAAGAAAGUGCUCAGACCAUUGCCACAGUUCAAGAUGCAGCGGAUCUGAUUGAGAAGCUUUGCGAGAAAAAAGAGUAAAGACAGUGCUUAAAAUAAUCGUUUAAUAGUAGCUGUUAAGAACUGGACCCAAGUCUUUGUGUUGGUUAGGAAAGUUAUCAGAGAAGAGAGGCUUUGUGAUAUCUAUUGCUCUGUUGUGUUUUUAUCUGUCUUUUUUGUUGGAUUUUAUCUAUAUUAAUGGAGUCAGAGUUUAACAAAAAGGGUGCUCUAUGCUCUUGUGAUUAGUCAGUA
Messenger RNA from Daucus carota subsp. sativus, 723 nucleotides. Its product is annotated as acyl carrier protein 1, chloroplastic. The record is from RefSeq and is a predicted model, not a curated record. Gene Ontology annotation, biological process: fatty acid biosynthetic process. The coding region runs from base 100 to 513 and encodes 137 amino acids. The transcript is spliced from 4 exons. NCBI's taxonomy places the organism in Eukaryota, Viridiplantae, Streptophyta, Magnoliopsida, Apiales, Apiaceae. Gene Ontology annotation, molecular function: phosphopantetheine binding; acyl carrier activity.